CACGGGAACAUCCGUCACUCAUUCAUGGCUGCGUUCCCGACGGAGACGGAGGCGCUGCUCGGGUCGCCGGAGGCGGGCGCCGCGCGCCGUUCGCGCGACAAGAACGUCGACCCGCGACGCGUUCGAUGGAUCACGCACUCGCUCGCGGCGAUCGCCACGGUGGCUGUCGCGCUGGCGGUCUUCUCCUCCGACGCCAGGGGGUGGGCGGUCCAGCGGCUGAACCGCGCGGCCGAGGGCGAGCAAGAUCCGAGGCCGUUCAUCGUCGACUUUGGCGACAGCGUGUCCCCGUCUUUCAGGCACCAGGCGUUCGUGUACCGGUGCCAGGACGACUACGACCUGCACACCAAGCUGACGGAGAUGAACCACCACGGGAUGUUCGACUACUACAGGGAGACGCAGGUCACCGCGGGCGAGCCCGCGUUUGGCAAGUGCUACCAGAAGCACUUCUCGUCGUCCUUCGGACCCAAGCCGGUGUUCUUUUCCGAGAUGGCCGCGCACAAGGGCAAGAUGAUCGGCAUGUUUCGCAUGCCCGCGCAGAAGAUCGCCGCGGGCUUCGUCAACGCCUUCGAGUCCUGCCCGACGAUGCAGCACGAGCACGGCCCGAGCUGCAACCCCGCGCACGAGAGUUACGCCAUCGGCUCGUGCGACGCGGCGAUGAACCCGACGCCGCAGACGGUGGAGAAGUACUUCAACUGCGUCAAGGGGUGCCAGGUGAACAUGCUGAACGGCAAGUUCUGCGGCGGUGCGAGUCCGAGGUGCGUCGCGGCGGCGCUGGCGAACAUGGACGACCUCGACGGCGCGUGCGAGAGCCCGCACGUUUCUUCCGAGGCUGAGAUUCAAAACGCCAUCUCCAAAAUCGACGACGGCCACUUCGCCGUCGUCGGCCUCGCGGAGAAGUACGCGGAUUCGGUUCGCAAACUUCGCAAGUAUCUCACGGGCGCGGGCGCGACCGCGGCCGUGGGUGCCCCCGAGAAGGGCCCACGGGCGGCGGCUCACGCGGGAGGGCGCGAUGAGAAGGUUGCCAAGGUUGGCGCGCUGAUGGAUCUCGAUCCGCUGGUGCCGUUUGGCGCGGGGCCGGAGGUGAUGACGGCGGCGCAGGCCAAGGUGGCGGAGAUUAUGAGGCAGAAGGGGCUGCGGGACAUCGCGGACGAGCGUUUGCACGGCGCGGCGUACGACUGGUUCCAGACCCACGGGUGGUGAUGAAAGAUCUGUUUUGAAGUUUCAUUCUUGCGGGUUCGACCGGGUCGGGUGGGGGGGCUUUAGAGCGAGAAAAAAUGAGCACGCGCCGCGCCCCCGGCGCCUCCGGUCGAGCCGUCUUUAAUACGUUGACACGAUGAUC
Messenger RNA from Micromonas commoda, 1339 nucleotides. RefSeq lists its product with no specific name. NCBI's taxonomy places the organism in Eukaryota, Viridiplantae, Chlorophyta, Mamiellophyceae, Mamiellales, Mamiellaceae. The record is from RefSeq and is a predicted model, not a curated record. The coding region runs from base 25 to 1200 and encodes 391 amino acids. The transcript has a single exon.